AUGCGUCAAUUAUUAACUUUCUUGUGCUUUGAAUCCUUACUUGCUUUAACAUGCUUCCUUUUUGUUUACUUCAGUGGUAGAAUAAGAGCGUUGGAGAGGAAUAAGCUCACAAAGAAGACUUUAGAACUGGCACAGCAGUACUUCUUGCCCCCGUACGCUUUCCAGAUCCGAGUUGGUGCUCUGUACCUUUUGUAUGGGCUCUAUAAUAUACAGCUUUGCCAGCCAAAACAAAAGAUCAGAAUUGCACUGAAGGAUUGGCCUGAAAUCCAGAGAUUUCAGCAGGAUCUGAUAGACUCCCAGCAUUAUGAUGCAGCAUACAUCUUUAGGACGCUGCGACUUGCCAGAGCAUUCCAUUUCACAGCAAUGCCAAAACUACUAAACUACAGAACUAAGAAGAAGAUUCAGGAAAACGAAUUUAAAGAGGAAUUUAAGGACCCAACUAACAGAGUAAACAGCCUCAUCACUAAUGACGUAUUGGAGGAACUGAUGAAUAUUCAUGACCACUAUCAGAAAAUGAAGUGUGUCAUUUCAGCUGACAAAUCUCAGCCAGACAAGGCCCUGAGCUUGAUAAAAGAUGAAUUUGUAGUUACUCUUAAAGACAUAACCUUGGAACAUCAGGAAUGGCAGCAGAACAGAAUGAAAUUAUUCCUAAAUGCUAAAGAAACUGAUGAAAUACCAAACGAAAAGGAAGAAGGGACUUUUGUAGAAUCAGAGGGUUCUGAAAGAGCAAAUGCAUUGGCUAGAAUCAAAUACAAGUCUUACUCUGCAGUUGUUGAGGCUUCCAAAUCCAGACGACAUCGUCAAGUAAAAUUAGAAUCUUCUGAAUCAGGAUCGAAUUACGAGAAAUCUCCAAACCAAAGUAAAAAAAACAGUAGGAGACCACAGCCAGGAAGGAGGAAAGAUUCUUUGGAAACCAGAGGUGAAACGCAAGUGACAAAGGAAACUGUUACUCAGCAUAUUGGGAUGCCUAUAAUCACAGAAGAAGAUAACUCAGAUGAAGAAGAAGUAUCUCUCCCCAAGAGGAAAAGAAGAUGUUAG
This is a messenger RNA of Nipponia nippon (crested ibis), 1038 nucleotides long. NCBI's taxonomy places the organism in Eukaryota, Metazoa, Chordata, Aves, Pelecaniformes, Threskiornithidae. The record is from RefSeq and is a predicted model, not a curated record.